AUGAACAAUCCAACAAAUCCACCUGUCUCAAAUCUAUCCAGUGCACUACGAAAUAUCAACAUACAAGAUAAUAAUAAUAUAAAUAGUAACAAUAAUGAUGGGAACCCCAAUAUAAAUAUAUUACGACAAAAUGCUCCAGGCCAAGUUGGUAAUGAUAUGCUAUUACAAAGACCUCCAACGAAUACAAAUCCUUCAAUAAUUGGAAAUGGAGAUCAAGGAUUUAAUGAACCAAUAGUUCAACAUGAUAUUCUUCCUUCUCAAAAUUCAGGUCAAAUAAAUCAGAAUUCGAAUGUUGAUAAUUCAAGACUUGUAAAUUUCUUUCAAAAUCAACCAGUCUCAGGAUAUACCUUAUUUUCACAUAGAUCUGCUCCAAAUGGUUUCAAAGUAGCCAUUAUUCUAAGUGAACUGAAUCUUUCAUAUAAUACAUUUUUCCUUGAUUUUAAUGCGGGAGAACAUAGAUCACCUGAAUUCAUCUCUAUUACCCCAAAUGCUCGUGUUCCUGCUUUGAUUGAUCAUGGCAUGGAUAAUUUAUCCGUUUGGGAAUCGGGUGCAAUUCUUUUACAUUUAGUAAAUAGAUACUAUAAAGCUACUGGCGAUGCAAAACUUUGGUCUAGUGACUUAGCAGAACAAGCUCAAAUCAAUGGAUGGUUAUUUUUCCAAGCUACAGGUCAUGCACCAAUGAUUGGGCAAGCAUUACAUUUCAGAUACUUCCAUUCUGAAAAAUUACCAAGUGCAUUAGACAGAUACACUGCUGAAGUAAGAAGAGUUUAUGCUGUGAUUGAAAUGGCUUUGGCUGAAAAAAGAGAGAGUUUAAUUAUGGAAUUAGAUAUUGAUAAUGCAGCAUCAUAUUCUGCUGGUACAACUCCAUUAUCACAAAGUAGAUUUUUUGAUUAUCCGAUAUGGCUUGUUUGUGAUAGAAUUACUAUAGCAGAUCUAUCGUUCGUUCCAUGGAAUAAUGUUGUGGAUCGUAUUGGUAUCAAUAUUAAAUUGGAAUAUCCUGAAGUGUACAAAUGGACUAAACACAUGAUGAGAAGACCUGCUGUGAUCAAAGCAUUACGUUGUGAAUAA
This is a messenger RNA of Maudiozyma barnettii, 1068 nucleotides long. Its product is annotated as glutathione S-transferase family protein. Bases 1 to 1068 code for a protein of 355 amino acids. NCBI's taxonomy places the organism in Eukaryota, Fungi, Ascomycota, Saccharomycetes, Saccharomycetales, Saccharomycetaceae. The record is from RefSeq and is a predicted model, not a curated record. Gene Ontology annotation, molecular function: transcription corepressor activity. Gene Ontology annotation, biological process: regulation of nitrogen utilization. The transcript has a single exon.